This is a messenger RNA of Fonticula alba, 900 nucleotides long. RefSeq lists its product as hypothetical. NCBI's taxonomy places the organism in Eukaryota, Rotosphaerida, Fonticulaceae. Bases 75 to 851 code for a protein of 258 amino acids. The record is from RefSeq and is a predicted model, not a curated record. The transcript is spliced from 2 exons.
GCAGCAGCAGCAGCAGCAGCAGUAAGACCAAACACUCCCUCCCCUUUGUUCCUCCCCGGCCCGUGCCCGCUCGCAUGCGCAGCAUGACACAGGCAAACCUCCCGUUUGUGCCGACGGCGGCGGUCGCCACACCGGCCAUCCCCUCGCAGACUUUUUAUUUUGCCUCGCUGGCGCAGGCAUUGGCCGGCCGGGCCUCCCCGCGCGGAUCGCCCGGGCGUCCGGCCGAAGAUGCUCCCCUGCAGAGUGUCCUGCCGCGGUUGUUCCAGACGGCCAGCCGUCCGAGCGCGACGGGGGACAAUUUCGGCCCGGUUUUGGAGCCAACCGAGGGCACCCUCGGCAUGGAUGAUGACCAGGCCAUGAGCACCUUUCAGCAUGCGGCAUCCGAACCGUGGCCCUGGCUGCGGCAUUCAUUGCCGGCGCUCCAGUCGUCGGCCGCCUGCCCGGUGAGCUCGGACGACUCGGCCGGCGGCAGUGGGGCCGCGCCCCUCGCGCCGCGGGUGACCGUCCGCGAUCUGCGGGUCAAGAAUCUCCUCAUGCAGCGCAUCGCCUCGACCAAGCGCCAGCGCGCGCGUGAGCAGCACCGCGAGCACCUCCAGGCUCGGCGACACACCGUGUCCGCCCUGCGACAGCAGCUGAGUGUGGUGGUCGCGCGGCGCCAGCUCCAGGCGCACAUCCGUGCUGUGGAGGUGGCCCUCGAGGCGCAGAACGACCAAAAGGUCAUGCUCUUCUCGCUCAUGACCCCGGUUCUGGCGGCCGAGUCCCGAACAGCCGAGGAGACCGCCCCUCCGGGAGAGGGCGUCCCUCUGCCGCCCGCGGGCCCGACAGACGCCGCUCCCUCGGCCCGGAGUUGAGGGGUGAGGCGUGGGGAAAAAAAAAAUAGAAACAAAACAAAGGUGCUGA